AUGAAUCCCCUCAAGCAGAAUGAUGUCGACGUUAGCAAAUUGAGUCCGGAUGAGCAGCGUCUGUAUGCCUUGUAUGGCAAGAGGCCCAACAAGAAGGAUGUAUUGCAGAACAAGCUCAAGGAGCGCAAAUAUUUUGACUCGGGCGACUAUGCUCUGAGCAAGGCCGGCAAAGCUUCGGACGUCGGCGUCACCAACAUCGGCUCCCGCCACCCAGUUCCGGAGAACAUUCCACACCUGACAGCCACCUCCCCAGGUGCCAACAACCCCGCAGUGACCGGGAAUGGUGGCAGUAUCAGUGCCCAGGGGGGCCAGCAGAUCCCUGGUAGCAUUAGCGGCCACCCCAGCUCGCCCCAUCAAGGAGGGGGGAGCUUCCUCCACCGUGGUACCAGCAUGAGCGAGGGCUCCAUGGACCCGGAGGUUCAGGAGAAGGAGCUGAGUGUGAGCCCACCCCCUGCUCGAGAGGGUGUGCCCAUUCGCCGGUGA
This is a messenger RNA of Penicillium longicatenatum, 483 nucleotides long. RefSeq names its product endosulfine family protein. The record is from RefSeq and is a predicted model, not a curated record. Gene Ontology annotation, molecular function: protein phosphatase inhibitor activity. The coding region runs from base 1 to 483 and encodes 160 amino acids. Gene Ontology annotation, cellular component: cytoplasm. Lineage: Eukaryota; Fungi; Ascomycota; Eurotiomycetes; Eurotiales; Aspergillaceae. The transcript is spliced from 4 exons.